UCUCUCUCUCUCUCUUCUCUCGCUCAAGAGGGAGACAGUGAGAGGGCAAAAAUGCCAGGAGAUCAGGAGGUAGUCGAGGAGGGUGAGAUGGAGCAGAUGGGUGGUGGGAGCAGGGAGGGCUUGAAAGAGAAGAAGAUGUCGUGGGGUGCCAUGCUCAAGAGGCUCGAUUCUCUUGAUGUCGAAUCCGCUAAGAUGCCCCAUGGACAUGGCCACGGACAUCACAACUUCGGUUGGGGGACGACACUGAGGUUGGCGUUCCAGAGCAUCGGAAUCGUCUACGGCGAUAUCGGGACGUCGCCACUUUACGUCUACGCAAGCACCUUCACCCACGGCAUCAAGAAUGAGGACGACAUCUUGGGAGUCCUCUCCCUUAUUUACUACACUAUCAUUCUCAUCACCAUGGUCAAGUACAUUUUCAUUGUUCUACGCGCCAAUGACAACGGAAAUGGCGGCACGUUUGCGCUGUACUCACUGGUGUGCCGGCACGCGAAAGUGAGCUUCAUCCCCAAUGAACAAGCUGAGGACAGGGUCCUGUCAAACUACCAGCUAGAGCUGCCAAGCAAGAGGCUGAAAAGAGCAUCUUGGUUGAAGAAGAAGCUUGAAAGCACAGCUGCAAGGUAUGCCUUGCUGAUGAUGACCAUCCUUGGAACUUCAAUGGUGGUUGGAGAUGGAAUCCUCACUCCUUGCAUCUCUGUGCUCUCGGCAGUAGGUGGGCUCCAAAGGGCGGCUUCUUCAUUGACUCAAGACAAGAUUGUGAUGAUCUCUGUGAUCAUCUUGAUCUGCCUCUUCCAAGCACAGAGGUUCGGGACCGAUCGAGUAGGCUACACUUUCGCCCCAAUAAUUUUUAUCUGGUUCGCGUUCAUCGAGCUAAUUGGCAUCUACAAUUUCAUCAAAUAUGACCCCAUGGUCAUCAAGGCCUUCAAUCCGGCAUAUAUUAUUCACUAUUUCACGAGGAACAAGAAAGAGGCAUGGGUUUCCUUGGGAGGAGUUGUUUUGUGCAUUACAGGAACAGAAGCGAUGUUCGCCGAUCUCGGUCAUUUUACAGUCCGUUCAAUACAAAUUAGUAUGUGCUCUAUAGUCUUCCCGGCACUCAUCUGUACGUACACAGGUCAAGCAUCUUAUCUCCGUAAAAACAGCCAUAAUGUUGGUGAUACCUUUUAUGCAUCAAUUCCAGGACCUCUGUAUUGGCCAAUGUUCGCUGUGGCUGUAGCAGCAUCUAUAAUUGCAAGCCAGGCCAUGAUCUCCGGCGUCUUCUCCAUUCUCCAACAAGCAGUCUCACUGGGCUGCUUCCCGCGUGUGAAAAUUGUUCAUACAUCUGCAAAAUAUGAAGGCCAGGUCUACAUUCCCGAAGUCAACUUCCUACUCAUGUGUGCAUGUAUUGGUGUUACUGCAGGAUUCCAAACUACUGCAAAAAUUGGCAAUGCAUAUGGGAUUGCUGUGAUGACUGCAGAGGCAAUCACAUCUGCCUUCCUUAUACUAAUUAUGAUAAUGAUAUGGAAGAAGAAUAUUUUCUUGGUUAUUGUAUACAUUCUAACCAUAGUUCCAGUUGAGUAUAUCUACCUGAGCUCUGUCUUCUAUAAGUUCCUUGAAGGAGGUUACCUACCGUUAGCCUUUGCUUCUGUCGUGAUGUUCAUCAUGUCUGUGUGGAACUAUGUGCACCGGACCAAGUACAUAUAUGAGAUGCAAAACAAAAUAUCAACAGAGAGAGUCAGAGAAGUGGCCAGCAAACCCCACAUGCACAGGAUGCCAGGGCUUGGUCUCUUUUACUCUGAGCUAGUGCAAGGCAUUCCACCAAUAUUCAGUCACUAUGCUUCCAACAUCACAGCCCUGCAUUCAGUUCUGGUCUUUGUGGCCAUUAAACCACUUCCAGUGAGCAAAAUUAUCCCUGAAGAGCGUUUUCUUUUCCGACGAGUCGGACCACACGAGCUUCGUGUGUAUCGAUGCAUUGUCAGGUAUGGCUACACUGAUCUGAGAAGUGAGAAGGAGAGAUUUGAGGAGCUGUUGAUCGAGAGGUUGAAGGAAUUCAUCAGAGAAGAGGCAUCCUUCAUGCCAAGACAUGACGAUAGCGAAAACCUGGCUGAAAACGAAGACGCUAGUAUGGAUUCAUCAGAUAGCAGUAACCCAGCAGAUAACAGGGGAAGUACUAAGCAUGUUGUAUUAAGUCAUACAGGAAAUGUGGAUCCAGCAGAGGAGUUGUCCAUGGUAGACAGAGCAAGCAAUGCUGGCAUCGUCUAUCUGUUGGGUGAGACUGAGUUAGUAGCUAAACAAGGAUCAGGAUUGGGCAAGAGGAUUAUAGUAAAUUAUGUCUACAAUUUCAUCAAGAGGAACUUGAGGCAGGGCGAUCAAGCGCUGGCGAUUCCACGCCGGCAUCUUCUGAAAGUCGGCAUGACAUAUGAGCUAUAGAGAAGUUCUUUCUCAGAGCCACACCUUCAGGGAACACCUCCCAUCAAGACAGUACAUGAAAAUGGAGGAUAUGAUACAAGAGUUGAUAACGUAAUCGCCCUAACUUUUAAUAAGAGUACAUGGUAGUUUCUUGGAUAAGGAAAUGCUUGGAACAUGAUGUAACUAGUCCUUUGCCAAAAACUUGUGUAGUUGCAGAAAGAAUCCACUUCAUAGUAAAAGUGAAUUAAUACGAUUUGUCAUGAAUUUCGUCUUCACAAAUUUCGUCUGUUUCAAGAGAGAGAGAGAGUUAGAACGUUCAAAUUAAUCCUAACACGAAAUAUUUGAGUUGGAAUUACUGU
Nymphaea colorata (pocket water lily) is the source of this 2741-nucleotide messenger RNA. Its product is annotated as potassium transporter 5-like. Gene Ontology annotation, cellular component: membrane. NCBI's taxonomy places the organism in Eukaryota, Viridiplantae, Streptophyta, Magnoliopsida, Nymphaeales, Nymphaeaceae. The coding region runs from base 52 to 2403 and encodes 783 amino acids. The transcript has 8 exons. The record is from RefSeq and is a predicted model, not a curated record. Gene Ontology annotation, biological process: potassium ion transmembrane transport. Gene Ontology annotation, molecular function: potassium ion transmembrane transporter activity.